Molecule: messenger RNA, 811 nt
Organism: Pseudomyrmex gracilis
Lineage: Eukaryota; Metazoa; Arthropoda; Insecta; Hymenoptera; Formicidae
Product: transmembrane protein 170A
Exons: 3
Coding region: 295-696 (133 amino acids)
Source: RefSeq, a predicted model, not a curated record
UGACGAAUAACGUCAAACUUGACAGCUGUAUUGUUGAUGUUAACUGAUAUUUAAAUUCAAUUGUUUUCCAUUAUCUUAUCUAAGAUGAACAUCGAUUUACAUAAUUAUUACUACCUUUGUCUUUCGUGUGUCAAAAUUGCGGUGUUAGUCACUCAUUCUGAAAUAAUUUCUUAACAAUGCUACAUCGUAACCUCGCCAACAAAAUUGUCAAAUUAACAAAACGACAAAAAAUUUGGCAAAAAUUUGCAAAUAGAAACAAGUAUUAUUUUGAAAGUUUUUUUCACUGAUGUCUAGAUGGAUGUGCAUACGGAUAUAAAUUUGUUACGACCGCAAAUGACAGUACGAAAUACAAACUCGGGUAACAUAUUUUACAUGCCCUUAACGUCAUUCGCAGAGAUGUGGUAUCAGAUAUUUCUAUGGGCAUUAUUCUCUUCAAUAUUUGUGCAUACAAUUGCUGGCGCAAUUUGUUUUGCUACUUUGCGGCAACACAAAUACGGCAAAUUCUUCCCACUACUAAUUAUAAUAAUGGGAGUAUUGUUGCCACUGACAUCAGGUGUUGUCAGUUCGGCAGCAGUUGCCUUUGUAUAUAGAGCAUCUGGUUAUCAAAUGCUGCCUUUGUAUGCAUUAUUUUGGGGUAUUGGACAAACUGUGGUACCGGUGUGUGUUGGAUUUACAAGAAUCUUAGCAACUUUGUAAUUCAAUGUUACAAGAACUACAUUUGUGAUAUUUAUGUGUAUAUACAAAAUUUGCAAACAAGUGUCUUCUAAGUUAUAUUCUAAGUUAUAUAUAAAUAUAUAUGUGAAGAGCCAUA